AAGUUAGUUAGUUCAGUUCUCAGUUCAUUAGCUGGUUCAUUCUGGUCCUUACUUUUACCCUUGAACUUUGCCGCGGUUGUUAUUAAGAAAUAAAUUCUUAAUGAAAGAAGGUUGAUACAAAAAUUUAAAAGUCUAAUAAUAACACAAUGGCACCCAACGUAUCUGUACCUGUGGAGCGCUACGAGCCUAGCACUUUUGGUGUAAAUGCAAUUUUAUUAGGCCCACCAGGCUCCGGAAAAGGGACACAGGCACCGCUGUUGAAAGAGAAAUAUUGCGUCUGUCAUCUAUCCACUGGCGACAUGCUACGCGCAGAGAUUGCAUCGGGUUCGAAACUGGGCUCUGAGUUGAAAAAAGUUAUGGAUGAGGGAAAACUUGUAUCAGAUGAACUAGUUGUGGAUAUGAUUGAUUCCAACUUAGAUAAGCCACAAUGUAAAAACGGAUUUCUACUGGACGGAUUCCCACGGACUGUCGUGCAAGCUCAAAAGCUUGAUACGUUGCUGGAAAAAAGAAGGACAAGCUUGGAUGCUGUGAUUGAAUUUGCGAUAGAUGACAAUUUAUUGGUACGGAGAAUAACUGGUCGUUUAAUUCAUCAAGCUAGUGGAAGAUCCUAUCACGAAGAAUUUGCCCCUCCUAAAGUUCCGAUGAAAGAUGAUGUUACUGGAGAGCCGUUAAUGAAGCGAAGUGACGAUAAUGCUGAAGCACUGAAAAAACGGUUGGAGGCGUAUCAUAAACAAACCAAGCCAUUGGUUGACUACUAUGGAUUGAGAGGAUUACACUUCAAGGUUGAUGCUUCAAAAAAAGCCAGUGAUGUUUUUUCGACAAUUGACUCAAUAUUCCAACGAAAUUGUUCCAAGAAAGUUCAAUUAUAACGGUUUUAAUGACGAGAUUUAUCCUGUUUGUUGCUUC
Drosophila hydei is the source of this 906-nucleotide messenger RNA. RefSeq names its product adenylate kinase (gene Ak2). NCBI's taxonomy places the organism in Eukaryota, Metazoa, Arthropoda, Insecta, Diptera, Drosophilidae. Gene Ontology annotation, molecular function: AMP kinase activity; ATP binding. Gene Ontology annotation, cellular component: mitochondrion; cytoplasm. The record is from RefSeq and is a predicted model, not a curated record. The transcript has 4 exons. Gene Ontology annotation, biological process: ADP biosynthetic process. The coding region runs from base 147 to 869 and encodes 240 amino acids.